AUGGACCUGUCAAUGUUUGUUCAUCAGUAUCUUAAAGUGGUAGAAACACAGCGCUCGGCAGAGCUAAAUGAAGAUAUGCGUUGCCGUGAAACAAUCAAGGUGUUAAGUUCCAGCGCAAUGGAGAAACAAGCAGCCAAUAUAUACACCCCCACAAUCUUCAACAUAUUUCAAGAAGAAUUAAUAAAAUGUUUGUCAGUGGCCAUAGAAGAAAUUGCUAGUGAUGGGACGAAUGCUACAUUCAAGCUGACAGAGGAAGGCCAGAAGGAGAGCAUUGUUGAACUCAGCUGUCUGGAUUCUAAUCUUGCAUGUAGCUGUAGGAAAUAUGAAUCAGAAGGAAUUUUAUGUGUCCAUGCCUUAAAGGUACUCAAUGCAAGAAAUGUCUUUCGUAUACCAGACCAGUACAUAUUAAAGCGGUGGACAAAAUGUGGUAAAGAUAGUGUGGCAGAAGUUGAGCAUGUUCAGAAGUUGGCUGGUCAGAAGCAACAGCCAAUGAGUUUGCUUUUGAAAAAAGCUUUGGAUGUCAUUUAUAAAACCUCUGCAUUUGAGGAUUUCCCAGAACAUAGCUAUGCAUUAUUUAGACGAGGCAUCAAAAAAGGUAGAAGCUGCGCUAAAAACAAAAAAACACAGAUCAUUUUAAAUCGAGAAGAGAUGGACUAGGCAUCAGCCUGCCAAAGGGCUAGAUACCAGCCUGUUUUCGUCAUCAUCUCAAAUGGAUAUUGGGAAAGUUAGGGUUGGAGGUUGUACGGCAAUAAGAGAGAGUUGGAACUAGAAACUGGGCAGGGAAGUUCAAGCUCAAAUGAUGAUGCAGAGAACCCUUUGGUUCAGAAGGCACGACGCUCGUGCAGAGUACGCAAGCCCAAACUCCAUGCAAUGUAACCUGUACCAAGAUGAAGCUCCGUGAGCUAUAGAAGCAUACGUUGUUGUUAAACUUGGAUCAGCAUGAUGAAGCUGAUGUAGUAAACUCAACUAUUAAAACUUUGAUUUGUCAUGCUUUCAUUAUGUAUAUAAAUAAAAAAGUGAAACACUACAGAGAAAAAGAAAAAGAGGGUGAGAGUUUAUAAUUUAUAUAAGCUUGUUGUUUAUACAAUAAAAAAAUAAAAAAGUUGUUUAUCUUCCCUAAA
Molecule: messenger RNA, 1121 nt
Organism: Populus nigra (black poplar)
Lineage: Eukaryota; Viridiplantae; Streptophyta; Magnoliopsida; Malpighiales; Salicaceae
Product: protein FAR1-RELATED SEQUENCE 9-like
Exons: 2
Coding region: 1-657 (218 amino acids)
Biological process (GO): regulation of DNA-templated transcription
Molecular function (GO): zinc ion binding
Source: RefSeq, a predicted model, not a curated record